Messenger RNA from Dracunculus medinensis (Guinea worm), 783 nucleotides. Lineage: Eukaryota; Metazoa; Nematoda; Chromadorea; Rhabditida; Dracunculidae. The record is from the annotation of a GenBank genome assembly.
AUGGGUCGUCGUAUUCGAGUGCAACGGAAAGGACCAGGAGGUAUAUUUAAAGCGCAUAAUAAACACAGAAAAGGUCCAGCAAAGCUAAGACCAGUGGAUUACGCUGAAAGACAUGGUUAUAUCAAAGGUGUCGUGAAAAAUAUAAUACAUGAUCCGGGACGUGGAGCACCGUUAGCUAUUGUAAGAUUUCGAGAUCCAUACAAAUAUAGGACAAAUACGUGUACAAUGAUUGCGGCCGAAGGAAUGUAUACUGGGCAAUUUAUUUAUUGUGGUCGCAAAGCUCAGGUGCAGAUUGGUAAUGUUUUGCCUCUUUCUGAACUGCCUGAAGGAACAACGGUUUGCAAUCUUGAGGAGAAAACUGGUGAUCGCGGUCGACUUGCGCGAACAUCGGGAAAUUAUGCAACAGUAAUCGCUCACAACCCGGAUACAAAAAAAACCAGAAUUCGCCUUCCAUCAGGUGAGAAGAAAGUACUUCAAUCGUCUAAUCGUGCCAUGGUCGGAAUAGUUGCUGGAGGUGGGCGAACUGAUAAACCAUUGUUGAAGGCUGGCCGUGCUUAUUUCAAAUAUAAGGCCAAGCGCAACUGCUGGCCAACUGUUCGUGGUGUUGCAAUGAAUCCUGUCGAUCAUCCACAUGGUGGUGGUAAUCACCAACAUAUUGGACAUCCGUCGACCGUUAAGAGAGGAACUAGUGCAGGCCGUAAAGUUGGUCUUAUAGCUGCCAGAAGAACAGGGAGAAUUCGUGGUGGAAAACCUGAAAAGCAUGGAAAAGAUGAAGCCGUAUGA